Molecule: messenger RNA, 1179 nt
Organism: Nilaparvata lugens (brown planthopper)
Lineage: Eukaryota; Metazoa; Arthropoda; Insecta; Hemiptera; Delphacidae
Product: AN1-type zinc finger protein 2A-like
Exons: 6
Coding region: 180-830 (216 amino acids)
Biological process (GO): proteasome-mediated ubiquitin-dependent protein catabolic process; protein targeting to ER
Cellular component (GO): endoplasmic reticulum; cytoplasm
Molecular function (GO): zinc ion binding
Source: RefSeq, a predicted model, not a curated record
CUAACUUUGAUUUUGUAGGUUAGUUCCUAGGAGAAACAACAGAAUUUUGACGUAUUUUACCUUGAAAUUGUUAAAGUCAUUGCCAAAUUGCAAUCUUGUAUCAGUUUCCUGGUAAAUCCUGACGAGCAAGUUAGUACUGCAUCAGCUUUGUGUAAUACAAGUUACAGUAAACAAAUACAAUGGAGUUUCCAGAUUUGGGUAAACAUUGUUCAGAAUCAACAUGUAAAAAACUAGAUUUCCUCCCAGUUAGAUGCGAUGCCUGCAGUCAAAUAUUCUGUAUGGACCACAUGACUUACACGGGACAUGCGUGUGAAUCGGCCUACAAGAAGAAUGUGCAGGUGCCUGUGUGUCCGCUGUGUAAUACACCAAUCCCCAGCACUAGAGGAGAUCCUCCCGACAUAGCAGUCAGCGCACAUAUUGACUCACAAUGCCAGUCGCAACCGGCCAAGAAUCGACGCAAGGUUUAUACACACAGAUGUGCGCUGAAAGGGUGCAAAUCGAAAGAGAUGAUAGCGCUGGUAUGCAACGAAUGCACGUUGAAUUUCUGCCUCAAGCAUCGCCACGCCUCCGAUCACAAAUGUCAAGGGAAAAAGGCGGCACUCAGCAAUAGAGCAGCCUCGGCAGCCGAAUCUCGCAGACAGUUGCAGCGUAAUAAUUCCAAUAGCAAUACAACCAGGACUAUACAGGGUGAUAUGGAUGAAGACGAGGCUCUAGCGAGAGCGCUUCAACUGUCUAUGAACCAAGAGGUGUCAUGGCCGCAAAGAAAUGAGCCAAUCACAGCGCACCAUGGGCGGAGCCAAGCAUCUAACAGCGGUUGCGUAGUAUCUUAGCGCUCCCCUGUUACAAACUGUAGAGAAAAGAUAGCAUCAGGCCGUUUAUGUCCUGAAUUUCUCUGCUAACUCAAGCUGAUUAAUGUCGACUACUGUCUAUUAUUAAUGUUUAAACACUAGGAUGUACAUUCAUAUCUCUAUAAUGAUUCAUGCUCACACAAGCCGAUAGUCCUAAUAGUUAUUUUUGCUCAAUAGUUUAUGGCAACAUUCAUGGUCAUUCACAAUAGAGUGAGGUCCACGUUAUAAUGGCAGUAUUUGAUUAACAUUGUGUUGCUAUCCUUGUCUAUCAUUCGACAAAGCAGAGAGCGCUAUCCCUUUCUAGCUCCACAUCGUUUUUCAACAAUGUAGA